GAUGGAAAUAUUCUACAUGUCCCGUGCAUCAUCCCAUUUCCCUCAUCUUUUGCAUCUUUAGGGUCUUUUAAAAGGAUCAAGCAUCAUGACAUGCUCUAUUUGGUGUGUUCUCGGCUGGGUUAAAAACACCUUUACAAUAACAGGUAAGUACACUAAUACACUGGCACUAAAAAAAACCUUCAGGGAGUCAUGUAUCACCUUACCCGAGCAGUGGAAAAUCAAUAUCAGUGCGACCAAAAUGUCUGCACUUCCCUGCUCAUUGUUCUUCCCCUACACAGAGUACCGCGUCUCUUGAAACUGUGGAUAUUUUUGUGUUAACAGAGCGGAUGCUUUGAUAUGACAAUUGGAUAAUACCAUCUUAAAGGUUGAUAUAUUUUUUUUAGCUUGAUGUUUCUUAUUUUGUUGACGCUGAUGUUCUCAGCUCAUCUGGCUGAAUGUGUGCCAGAGAAGCCGAAGAGAUCAACUCUGAAUCAGCUGACCAGGACCCUCCUCAGGAAAUAUGACUGCGGAGUUCGACCUGUUCACAACUGGACCAGUCCUACCACUAUCUACAUAGACCUCAUACUGCAGUCUGUCCUUGACGUGGAUGGAAAGACUCAGAGCAUAACUACAAGUAUUUGGUACAGACAGAUCUGGACAGAUGAGUUCCUGGUUUGGGACCCAGAGGAGUUUGAUGGCAUCAAUGAGAUCUCACUGUCAUCUGAUGCCAUCUGGAUACCUGAUGUUAUCGUAACCGAAUUUGUGGAUGAGGGAAAGUCCCUACCCAUCCCCUAUGUGUAUGUCAACUCCUCUGGCUCAGUGAAGAACUACCGGCCCAAGCAGGUGGUAUUGGCCUGCAGCCUGGAGAUGUACGCCUUUCCAUUUGACAAGCAGAACUGCAGCCUUACCUUCCGCAGCUGGCUUCACUCAGUGAAGGAAAUAGACCUGGCGCUGUGGAGGAGUGCAGAGGCCAUCGCUAAUGAUAAGAGGGAGUUCAUGAAUGAUGGAGAAUGGGAACUGUUGUCCAUUCCUUCCAGCUACUGGCAGAUCCACCAAGACAACACUGACUAUGCCCACAUCCAGUUCAAUGUGUUGAUCCGCCGGCGCCCCCUGCUGUAUGUGGUGGGUCUCCUCAUCCCCAGCAUCUUCCUCAUGCUGGUAGAUGUGAUCAGCUUCUACCUGCCUCUGAACAGCGGUACACGCAUUGCCUUUAAGGUCAGCAUACUGCUGGGCUACACCGUCUUCAGAGUCAACCUGAUGGAUGACCUGCCCGCCACAGCAGUCAGAACUCCACUCAUAGGUGUGUUCUUCGCGGUGUGCAUGGCCAUGCUGAUGCUCAGCCUGAUCAAGUCUAUUCUGGUGGUGAAGCUGCUCCACCACAGUGAGAAGGAGGUCAGGCAAAUGUCAGUGUCUGCCUGCCUGCUGGACAAGUACGGCUCAGCUUGUCACGGCUUCACAGAGAGCGCUUUAACCUCCAUUAAGACCCUCGAUCACAUCAACCUGUCCGGUGAUUAUGAGCUUGAGCCCUCACUGGAGGAGGAUCUGCUGUCCCUGAAUGAGAUCCAGGAUGCUCCAUCUGGGCUGGAGUGGCUUCUCCAGGAGCUGGUUUCCCUCCGCUUGGCUUUAUCCCAGGAGGACAAUGAGUCUUCGGCUCAGGCUGAAUGGCUUGCCCUCUGCUCGAAGCUUGACUGUUUCCUGUUUCGCUUUUACCUGUUGGUUCUGGCCUCGUAUGCCGGUACACUGCUGAUGCUCUGGGCCAGUUGGAGCUUUGCCUGACCGCACAAUCAGCGACUUUGUGAUGUUCUUAUGUGAUGUUAACCAUAUCUACAGUGAUUCUGCAUUCAGUACUUUAUUCUGUUGGAGAAUCCUAAAUAUGUUACAAUGCAAAAGGAAGGAUGCAGAAGUAUUAUUGUAGACAGAAUAAUAUGUAUUUAAAAUAUACUUCAAAAAGUGGUCCUGUUUAAUUUCCCCUCCCACAAUAGUUUAUAGAAUAGGAUACAUUUUAUGUUUUGUGCUGAUGUUAACCAAUGCUUUUAAAAUAUAUCAUUACAAUUGAUGAAUUGAAUAAAUUAAGUUAAGGCAGAGCACUUAAGUCGCACGCUUGCUUGUUAGUAUCAUUUCGUUCAUAAAUGUUCAUAAAAGUGGCCUUUAUAAACUGGGUCUAUUACUCUUCUGAUUCACCACUUCAACGCCAACACUGAUUGCUGUGCAACUUCCUUCUCAUGUCAUUAAAGCUUUCGUAUUAUCUUGCUGAA
Molecule: messenger RNA, 2234 nt
Organism: Sander lucioperca (pikeperch)
Lineage: Eukaryota; Metazoa; Chordata; Actinopteri; Perciformes; Percidae
Gene: htr3b
Product: 5-hydroxytryptamine (serotonin) receptor 3B
Exons: 9
Coding region: 388-1755 (455 amino acids)
Biological process (GO): signal transduction; chemical synaptic transmission; nervous system process
Cellular component (GO): neuron projection; synapse; postsynaptic membrane
Molecular function (GO): transmembrane signaling receptor activity; neurotransmitter receptor activity; extracellular ligand-gated monoatomic ion channel activity
Source: RefSeq, a predicted model, not a curated record